AUAUAGUGAAGUUUUUAUGAUUAAGAAUGUCUGCAGCUCUUGUCAAUAACAUUCACUUUGAAAAUUGGUCUGCGAAUCAAGUUGCAGAUUGGUUGAAAGGUCUAGAUGAUGUUAUACAGCAGUACGUGGCACACUUCAAGGACAAAGACAUUAAUGGGAAAAAGUUGUUGCUGUUGACGCAUUAUGAUUUGGAAAAGAUAGGAGUCCACAAACUGGGGCACCAGGAGUUGAUCUUAGAAGCUGUAGACCUUCUGAGGUCUCUGCGUUAUGACUAUGAGACUGAGAACCUUCAGUCCCUGGCUCUACAGCUGGGUUGUAAGGCUAGAAGUCUGUUUAAUGAAGUCCAGCCACGUAACCUGGAGAACGACCCUAACAUGGCCAACAACUCCCACACAAAGCCACAUCACAUGUCUGUAGACACCCUGUCAUCUGUAGCUGACUUAAUUAUAACACUAAAGUGUGUCAUUCAGUGGUUAGACAGAGCACCAUUUGAGAAAAUCUAUGAUAUGGUGUUACUUCGCAAUACUUUGGUGAAGCUUGGGAUAGAUCUAAUAUCAGCCUGUCAGAAAGAUGUAUCCGACCCCAACCCAGAGGAAAAGAUAUCCACAGCUUGUCACAUGCUGGCUGACUACUGUGAUGGCCUGGUAGUCAACAAUACAGAGACCCUGGUGAUACAGCCCGCUCUACUGGAACAAGCCACCAUCCGCAAAAAACCAGGAGAGGAACUGGGUAUGAGAAUACAUUCAGCAUACUAUGGUGUGCACGUGAUUGGGGAAGUCAAGGAUAGGUCACCAGCUGGUCUGUGUGGGAAGAUAGAGAAAGGUGAUGAGGUGGUGCAGGUGGACCAGAAAACAGUGGUUGGUUGGCAGCUUCAGAGAUUGGUUGAUAUACUGAAGGAAAGACCAAAGGAAGUGCAUCUUCUUUUGAAAAAACGUCCUCAUCACAUUAGUCCGUAUGGUCAGCUUCCAAACAGACGUCACCAAAACACCAACCUUCACCCCCCUCAAGUCAACACCUUACCCUCCAAGAAGAGGAGAUCUAGAGAGGGGGAGCAUAAUAAACAGCCCAGACCCUCCCUCCAGGAAUUGUCCAGUUCUGUACCAACAGACGAUCUUUAUACAACAAGGGAGGAGAUAGUGACUGACGAAAAGGAUGAUGGGAAUGAUACAGACAGUGACGUCUUCAGGAGCGGAUCCGAGUCGCCCCAGUUCUCCCUUCCGGUGAUCACUGAUCCCAAACAGCGCCGCGCCACCGUCAGCGGCGGAUCGCCGACCCUCAGUCGCACUCUCCUGGGGAUAGAAGACCCAGACACGCCCACCAGACCGAAAUCGUUCACUGUGGCCUCGGCCGACUUACCGCCAGCUGAAUACAAAGACAUAAUGGGAGAAGACAGUAAUCUAACCAAACUAGGAAGUGGUAGUGGAAAGGCAGGGAACGCUCAGCAGAAGCGACAGGACUACAAGACAGGCAAGACCUCCCCGCAGUCUCUAGAGUUCACGGUCAAGAAACCGGUACCGAUUGUCCAAGAACCCAAGUCUGAAAUAUCAACACCAAAAUCAGCUAGUGAAGAACAACAGAAAACUUUCCAAGAUUUGUUAGAUCAAAAGAAAGUUCUAGACUUAUUAGAGGUACCCUCUAGAUUUCAAAAUCCAAACAGGCGGACAGCAGACAAUGUAGAGGAAGUAGAGAAACCAGAAUGUAUGUCUUCACCAUCAUCAACUGAUACCUUAACUGACCACUCCGAGAAGAAUGGCGCAGAGGAAGAGGCGGAUAGUGGACACCAAGUAAAAAGUCCAGCUAAAGAGACCAGCCCUGCUGAGAAUGAGCAGAAAGUUCCUAGCUCAAAGUCUAUUGAUGGUACAGACAGAAUUGAGGAGGAUACCACUCUUGAUACUGCUAUUCCAGAUCUCCACACUGAGAAUUCAUCUGGGGUAAGUCUGCACACAGUUGAGGCACAUUUGGAUACAAGUGAACUGUGGCCUUUAUCCCUGAUGCCUAAAACUGCUCCACAAAAUCUGGAUGCCUCCUAUGUUGAUAUGCGAAAACCCAUUAGAAAUAUGGCUUUUUCCUCUGUUGCUACCUCUACUAGAGAAAAGAGUGAACCUCAACUGAUGAAAAUUCGAAAAAUUGACUCUUUUAUAGAAGGAGGGAAUCGGAACAAAAAAGUCGCUUUUUCUGAGUCAACAAAACAGGAGGAAAAUGUCAGUUACAAGACAAUCGUGGUGGGCGGAGUAGUUCAGAAAAUCCCCGUCACAAAUGAGCCUGCCGUUGUCAUGAGACAUAAAAAGAAACCAAAACGUGUCGAUCGUCGAGUGAGUUGUAAGGAUCUUGGUACAGGGGAUUGUGAAGGCUGGCUGUACAAGAAAAGAGACAAAGGGGGUUUCAUGUCGGGACACUGGGUGAAGCGCUGGUGUGUCAUAAAGCAGUACAACAUGUACUUCUACAGAGACGUGGAGGAUCUGAAGGCAGAAGGAGUUUUACAUUUGCCAGCAUUUCAAGUUUCUCCUGCACCUGAAGUCAAAACCAAAAAAUUUGCCUUCAAAAUUCAUAAUGCUGGUACAUCAUUUGUUUUUGCCUCGGAGCGACAAGAAGAUAUGAAAAAAUGGAUGAAUAAGAUGGGGUUAGCUGCUAUAUCCUUCUCUCCUCCGAGGGUAAUCAAACAAGAUCAGACUAAAACCAAUGAAUAUUACAGCGAGAGUUCUGAUGAAGAUUUUCAUCCGUCUACAGCUAGCAGUAUGGAGUCACUUAACAGUGUAGGACAGAGCACCGAGAACAUGAUUACUAGUUCAGGAGAGAUUUCUAGGAGUGCAGGUGAUUUGACUCGCCUUAUGGAUAAUAUUCACAAGGAACAGCUUACUUUUGACGGCAAGGACAAAAGGAAACAGAGAACUAGCGCUAUAUUACCACAGGAAGGAUUAUCAGACGAAAUGUCUGCUGAUGGUAUAGAGAAACUCAAACGGAAACAUUCAUUAAUGCGAACAUUAAAGGCAAAAGAAUUGGAGCUUCAGGAAUUAGAAAAUCUACUUAAAAGUGAAAAUAAAAAAGCUCUCCUUCGUAGUUUUAAGGAGGAUCACCCAGAUGCCAUGUGACUCUAAGGGAUGCGCCAUUGUUUUCAUCGAGUUCUUCUCGCAGUUACCUUUGAUAGCAGGAUUGAAACCAAAAUUUUUUUAGUAAAAAAUGAAUUAAUGACUAUUAAAUUCCGGAAGGAAAACUAGAGAGAACCCUCCAUAUAAUGGAAAUGGCGGACAUUACGUUGAACAUUUGUAAUGGGAAUUUCCUUGUACAUGUACUUUUAAUUUCUGCACUUAAUGUUAAUUGGUCAAUGUGUUGUGCUUAUGUUGUUUUGUAAGUUUCCAUUUAGGAUUGUGAUAUAUAAAUAAACAUAUGUAAUUCUU
This is a messenger RNA of Saccostrea cuccullata (small rock oyster), 3395 nucleotides long. Its product is annotated as CNK3/IPCEF1 fusion protein-like. The coding region runs from base 27 to 3089 and encodes 1020 amino acids. The transcript has 20 exons. NCBI's taxonomy places the organism in Eukaryota, Metazoa, Mollusca, Bivalvia, Ostreida, Ostreidae. The record is from RefSeq and is a predicted model, not a curated record. Gene Ontology annotation, molecular function: protein binding.